CGGGCCACGGCUCCGGCCGGAAGCGUUCGCUACCAGGCCGCAUUUCCUUCCUGUGCGAGGCGAGCUGAAGGCUCCGGCUGCCGCGGUUUCUGCCCGGGGUUAACAAUCAAGAUGGUACAUGCUGAAGCCUUUUCUCGUCCUUUGAGUCGGAAUGAAGUUGUUGGUUUAAUUUUCCGUUUGACAAUAUUUGGUGCAGUAACAUACUUUACUAUCAAAUGGAUGGUAGAUGCAAUUGAUCCAACCAGAAAGCAAAAAGUAGAAGCUCAGAAACAGGCAGAAAAACUAAUGAAGCAAAUUGGUGUGAAAAAUGUGAAACUUUCAGAAUAUGAAAUGAGUAUUGCUGCUCAUCUAGUAGACCCUCUUAACAUGCACGUUACUUGGGGUGACAUAGCAGGUUUAGAGGAUGUCAUUACGGAUCUGAAAGACACAGUCAUCUUACCUAUCAAAAAGAAGCAUUUGUUUGAGAAUUCCAGACUUCUGCAGCCUCCAAAAGGUGUUCUUCUCUAUGGGCCUCCAGGCUGUGGUAAAACUUUGAUUGCCAAGGCUACAGCCAAAGAAGCAGGCUGUCGAUUUAUUAACCUUCAGCCUUCAACACUGACUGAUAAGUGGUACGGAGAAUCUCAGAAAUUGGCUGCUGCCGUUUUCUCCCUUGCUAUAAAGCUACAGCCUUCCAUCAUCUUUAUAGAUGAAAUAGAUUCCUUUCUACGAAACCGUUCAAGUUCUGAUCAUGAAGCUACAGCCAUGAUGAAAGCUCAGUUUAUGAGUCUCUGGGAUGGAUUGGAUACUGAUCACAGCUGCCAGGUCAUAGUGAUGGGAGCUACUAAUCGUCCUCAGGACCUUGACUCGGCUAUAAUGAGAAGAAUGCCUACAAGAUUUCACAUCAACCAGCCUGCUCUAAAACAGAGAGAAGCAAUCCUGAAACUCAUCUUGAAAAAUGAAAAUGUGGAUAGACAUGUAGACCUGCUAGAAGUUGCCCAGGAAACUGAUGGGUUUUCAGGAAGUGACCUAAAAGAGAUGUGUCGAGAUGCUGCCCUCCUCUGUGUCAGGGAAUAUGUUAAUUCUACAUCAGAAGAAAGCCAUGAUGAAGAUGAAAUUCGGCCUGUGCAACAGCAGGACCUGCAUCGGGCAAUUGAAAAGAUGAAGAAAUCAAAGGAUGCAGCAUUUCAGAAUGUUUUAACACAUGUUUGUUUAGAUUAAGAGUAAAGAUCAUUUGUACAGUUCAGUGAUCUAGUUUGGUGUGCCCUCUUAACAGUUCGUGGAAAUAGAAUGGAAGGAGUUCUCCUAAACAGUGAGUUCAAUGUUUAUGGUUUUAUACGCUGAAUUCUAAGUUAUUGAGACAGAGUUCUUAUAUAAACAGCAUUACUACUUGUCAGAAAUCAUGAGGAGGAACAAUUUAAUCCAGCCUGAGUGUGGGUGCUUGUGUUUGACCUCUUUAGCCAUAUGUUGUUACAGCCUUAUAGAAUCUAAGCUGGUCUUAAAGUAAUAAAUGAUUCAUUGGGUCACAAGUGAGAAAUGGAGAUAUGGUUAGGUGCGUGAGCGUGUGUGUGUGUGUGUGUGUGUGUGUGUGUGCGCGCGUGUGCGUGAGCGUGUGUGUGUGUGUGUGUGUGUGUGUGUAUGAAAUGUAUAUAUCCACACAUUUUAUAUUGACAUUCUGUAGAUAUGUUUGAAUAUAGAAACUUUUUUUUUACCCCAACUACUGAAUCCAAAAGUACCAAACAGUAUAUAGCAAAACUAAGAUUUAAGGUUGUGUCUAAAAGGUACAGUGAUUCAGCCAUUUCCAGUUGUUGUUUGUUUAAGCCUUUUUUUUUUUUUUUUUCUGACCGGCAAGGGGAUUGCAACCCUUGGCAUGGCUUUCUGCACCACGCUCAGCCAGUGAGCUCACCGACCAUCCCUAUAUAGGAUCCGAACCCGCGGCCUCGGCGCUGGGAGCCACGGGGCAGGCCCUGUUUAAGCCUUUUUUUAAGUUGAGUGUUCUCUGCAGUUGAUUAGUUGGAUCAGCCACAUCACUUAUGCAUGUGACUCAGUUAUUAUGGUUGUCAGCCUAAUCAGACAUAAGUACCUGUUCAGGGAUCAGCACUGAAUGGUGGUUAGGCAGUCAUGUGAUCAACACUGAUUUCACCUCUUUUCUGCAAUCACACUGAGUAGACAUUUUUCUGAAUUUUAAAUUGAUUCACAUGAAGAUAAAUACUUUUCAAAAGAGUGGGUGUGAGAAACCUCAGUGCCCUUCAGUACAUGUACAUGACUUUCCUUUCCUUGUUUAAUGUAACAGAUAGUUCUGUAACCAUGUUUUUUUAAUGUUAUUUUAAAGUUAUGUGUUCUUUAAUUAUGGUCAAAUAUAAUUUGGUCACCAAAAGUAAAAUGAUAGUUUAAAGCAAGUAGUUGCUACUAAAUGUGCUAAAAAUACUCAUUUUGUAACUUUGAUUUUUUAAGUUUUCUUGGCAUAUUAUAAAUUGUGCCCUAGUUAAGUACAAGUAUACAUGUCAGAAUUCCCAUUUUGUAUCUGUACUCAUUUGAUGGUAUGUGUGUAAACUACAUAUGAAACAUUUUUUUGUUCAGAAUUCCACUAACGAGAAUUCUGUUAUGGUACCUAAAAUAGCAUGAGGAAAAUGGCACAACCAAUUUUGAGGUGCCUUCUGAGUCAUCAGAAAGGUUAAAUUAUGCUUCAUAUGUUUCUGUUUUUAUUGUAUUUCUUUGAAAACUCUCAAUCUUUAUUCAUGAGUUACUGGAUUAAUUUAAUUUCUCUGAUAAUGUCUCUCAUGAGAACCUAUUGGAUGGUUUAUUCUUCACUUGUACUUUGAGUGGUGGGGUAGAAGUUUCUGGAGAACAUUUAUACAACAAAAAGCAAGUUAUGAAAGAUUAUGAAGAUGAUGGAAAAUUGAACACAAAAUACAAGAUACCAAAAAUAAAAAAAUUAAUCCCAUUUUUAAUAACUAUGUUAUAUUAUUAUUUUUUAAAUGUAUAAUAAAGGGGUUCCUGUUU
Messenger RNA from Cynocephalus volans (Philippine flying lemur), 2979 nucleotides. RefSeq names its product ATPase family AAA domain containing 1 (gene ATAD1). NCBI's taxonomy places the organism in Eukaryota, Metazoa, Chordata, Mammalia, Dermoptera, Cynocephalidae. Gene Ontology annotation, cellular component: mitochondrial outer membrane. The transcript has 10 exons. Gene Ontology annotation, molecular function: ATP hydrolysis activity; ATP binding. Gene Ontology annotation, biological process: extraction of mislocalized protein from mitochondrial outer membrane. The record is from RefSeq and is a predicted model, not a curated record. The coding region runs from base 112 to 1197 and encodes 361 amino acids.